AUGAAUUUCGAAUACAGCCACCAGCUGGCGCCAGCGGAGCGGUUUCUUCCCGAAGACUUCCUGAGUGCAGUGCCGGAGCUGGGGUUAGUCAUCGACCUGACUAACACGACCCGCUAUUACAACAGCCAGGAAUUUGAGGGAGUUGGGGUACGCCACCAUAAGAUCCGGUGCCCGGGGCACGCGAUCCCGGACACUUUCAUCGUCUCCCAGUGA
Darwinula stevensoni is the source of this 213-nucleotide messenger RNA. NCBI's taxonomy places the organism in Eukaryota, Metazoa, Arthropoda, Ostracoda, Podocopida, Darwinulidae. The record is from the annotation of a GenBank genome assembly.